CUGACGUCGGGGCGGGGCGGCGCGGCGGGGGGCGCGCGCAGGGAGGCGGCGAGCGGCGGGCACCGCCACCGCCCCGGCCCCGCUCCGCUCCCGCUCCGCCGCCAUGCCCGGCUCCAUCUACCAGCCCGAGGGCGGGCAGCCCCCCCGCGGGCCGCCGCGCUGCCUAGCGCUGCUCAGCCCCCCGCCGCCGCCGCCUCCCGCCGGGCAGGACCCGCCGCCACCGGAGCCCGAGCGGGAGGGGCCGCCGCCGGUGCAGGACGAAGCCGCCGCCCUGAGGUUCGCCUUGGACCAGCUCUCGCUGCUGGGGCUGGAGGAGGCGGGCGAGCGCGGGCUGCGGGCGGCGGAGGCGGGCGGCGAGGAGCCGGAGGCGGCGGCGGGGGCAGCGGGGCCGGGCGGCCUGCAGGGGCGGGAGCGCGGCGGGUCCCCCCCGGCCGCCGCCGCCUCCCCCCCGGCCCCGGCCGCCUUCGGGAACUUCGCCCCGCCGCUGGCGCCGCCCGCCGCGCUGCUGGCCGAGCCGCUGGGCGGCAGGAAGAAGAGCGUGAACAUGACCGAGUGCGUCCCGGUGCCCAGCUCCGAGCACGUCGCCGAGAUCGUGGGCCGGCAAGGCUGCAAAAUCAAAGCCCUCCGUGCCAAGACCAACACGUACAUCAAGACGCCGGUGAGGGGCGAGGAGCCCGUUUUCAUCGUGACUGGGAGGAAGGAGGACGUGGAGAUGGCGAAAAGGGAGAUCCUCUCGGCCGCCGAGCACUUCUCCAUGAUCCGGGCGACACGCAACAAAGCCAACGGGCUGACAGGAGCCAUGCAGGGACCCCCCAACCUGCCGGGACAGACCACCAUCCAGGUGAGGGUCCCCUACCGUGUGGUGGGGCUGGUGGUGGGGCCCAAGGGAGCCACCAUCAAGAGGAUCCAGCAGCAGACGCACACCUACAUCGUGACCCCCAGCCGAGACAAGGAGCCCGUCUUCGAGGUGACGGGCAUGCCGGAGAACGUGGACCGGGCUCGGGAGGAGAUCGAGGCGCACAUCACCAUGCGGACAGGCUCCUUCAUUGACGUCAACGCCGACAACGACUUCCACUCCAACGGCACCGACGUCUGCCUGGACCUGCAGGGCAGCACGGCCAGCCUGUGGGCCAAAGCCCCCCACCCUGCCCGCCGCCCCGCCGCCGCCCUGCGCAACGACAGCCUCAGCUCGCUGGGCAGCACCUCCACCGAGUCCUACUACAGCGGGCGGGUGGCGGACGCCAGCCCCACCAGCCCCUACAGCACCAGCAGCGGCUUCACCUUCAGCGAGCCCCCAGCCCCGCUGGGCUCGGAGGAGUGCGACUUCGGCUUCGACUUCUUGGCCCUCGACCUCACCACCCCCACCACCAUCUGGUCGCCCUUCGAGCGCUCGGGCAACCCCUUGCAGGCCUUCAGCAGCUGCUCCUCCAUCAGCGGCUCGCAGAGACGCAACAGCGGCGCGGCCACGCCGCGUCACUCGCCCACCCUCCCCGAGAGCGGCGGCGUGGCCCUGGACCACCCUUUAGCGCGCCGCAUCCAGAGCGACCCCGUCAGCACCUUGUCCUGGCUGCCCACCCAAGGCUCGCUCUCCUCCUUCUCCAACAGCACCGGCUACUCCUCCUCCUCCUCCCUGCCCGGGAGCGUCUCCGCCGCCUCGGGCUCGCCCACCGACUCCAGCAGCUCCGACGGGCACCGCAAGAGCUCCCGCGAGUGCAUGGUGUGCUUCGAGAGCGAGGUGAUCGCCGCCUUGGUGCCCUGCGGCCACAACCUCUUCUGCAUGGAGUGCGCCAUGCGCAUCUGCGGCAAAGCCGAGCCCGAGUGUCCCGCUUGCCACACUCCCGCCACGCAAGCCAUCCACAUCUUCUCCUAGCCGGGUCCGGCUCGCCGGGGAGGCCAGCCCUCCCCUCCGCCCCCCCUCCCCACCAUGCUUUUUAAGGACUUUAAAACUGUUUAAAUCAAACUUUUAAUUUAAUAACGGAUCCGAUGGGUGCAGGGGGUGGGGGGGGGAAGGAGAGGCUGCUGCUUGCUGGCUGGAGAUGGAGGGGCGGGGGGGUGGCCGA
Chroicocephalus ridibundus (black-headed gull) is the source of this 2060-nucleotide messenger RNA. RefSeq names its product mex-3 RNA binding family member D (gene MEX3D). The record is from RefSeq and is a predicted model, not a curated record. Gene Ontology annotation, molecular function: RNA binding. The transcript is spliced from 2 exons. The coding region runs from base 104 to 1870 and encodes 588 amino acids. Lineage: Eukaryota; Metazoa; Chordata; Aves; Charadriiformes; Laridae.